CACAUAUUCAUUUUACACAUUGCUUAAGGACAUUUUCUGUAAAGGAAGCUUUGGAUUCUGAACUUAGCUUCUAUUUCUUUGAAGAUUUCAAUCGAUCGAAGCUUAUUCAGUUGAGAUCUUUAAAGGGUUUUUUUUAACAAAAUGGGAAGGGCACCAUGCUGUGAUAAAAAUGGCUUGAAGAAGGGACCAUGGACACAAGAAGAAGAUCAGAAGCUGAUGGACUACAUAAACAAACAUGGGCAUGGAAGUUGGCGAACGCUACCAAAGAAUGCUGGGCUUUCGAGGUGUGGUAAAAGUUGCAGGCUUCGAUGGACGAAUUAUCUGAGGCCUGAUAUUAAAAGAGGGCGUUUCUCGUUUGAAGAAGAGGAAGCGAUAAUCCAAUUGCAUGGUGUUUUGGGAAACAAAUGGUCAGCCAUUGCGGCUCGCUUGCCUGGAAGAACCGACAAUGAAAUCAAGAACUUUUGGAAUACCCACAUCAGAAAGAGACUCCUUCGAAUGGGAAUCGAUCCAGUGACACAUAAUCCGCGACUUGAUCUUCUCGACCUCUCUUCAAUUCUCAAUCCAUCUCUCUACAACCCAACUCAAUUCGAUGUCUCAAGAUUACUAGGACUCGAUCCUGUUGUCAAUUCAGAGUUCUUAAGGAUGGCUACAAAUCUCCUGUCAUCCCACCGUGAAAAUCCCAAUUUGUUUCUACAAAACCCUCAAGAGAACCAAUUCACAAGUACCCAAAUCCAAGAACACCCAUUUCCCUCGUUCCAAAAUCAACAACUUCCAGCCCAAAUUCUAGAAAUUCCAGCUUGCACCACAUCAAAUUCUCAGUUUUUCGACGACACCCAAAUCCUUCAAACCAAAGUGGAGGAAUACCCGACGUAUCCCGUCGAUUUUAGCUGCCAAAACAUCCAAGUGAAUCAAUGGCAAGACGACGGAAUUCCAUCUAAUUUAGAAGAAAACUUCCCUCCUCUAUUAAAUUACGGCUACUGUAAUUUGGAUCAAUCCAUCAUUGACCCGCAAUCUGAAAACUUGAACUUUCAGAUGAACAACAACCAAAACUUCAAAUUCAUGUCAGUUCUAUCAACACCAGCCUCGAGCCCAACUCAAUUGAAUUCACCAUCGACAUAUAUCAACAGCAGCGCAUGCCCGACUCCAUUGGAUUCAUCAUCCACAUACAUCAACAGCAGCAGUACUGAAGAUGAAAGGGAUACCUAUUGCAGUAACAUGCUGAAGUUUGAAAUCCCAGCUUGGAUGUGAACUAGUUGAUGUAAUAGAGGAGAAGAAAGAAAGAUAUAUGGACUGAUUGGAUUUUGAAUCUUUCAGUCCUUUGUUUUGUGCGGAUAUUGUAAAAUUAAUAUUAAUGUAUUAAGAAACAUUGGCUUCUUUCAUGGUUAGUGCAUUGUAUUUUUUUAUUUUUUAUUUCAUCUAGUCUGCAAACCAUAUAAAAGCAUUGAAAUUUCAUGA
Magnolia sinica is the source of this 1455-nucleotide messenger RNA. Its product is annotated as transcription factor MYB102-like. Lineage: Eukaryota; Viridiplantae; Streptophyta; Magnoliopsida; Magnoliales; Magnoliaceae. The record is from RefSeq and is a predicted model, not a curated record. The coding region runs from base 142 to 1248 and encodes 368 amino acids. The transcript is spliced from 3 exons.